AUGUCGGAGGUUCAGGAUAUCAGUCCCGUCGCGGAGCUACUAGGACACGCCCUCUAUCAUUACGAGCGCAUGAGGCCGCUUCUUCCCACCUACGGCCACUUGCUCGUUGCCUCUCUUUUCCCGAUAUGGAUUGGUGCACACGCCUCUCUGGCAAGACCUACUUCAGCAGCGAAACCGCCGAAAAAGAAAGAUGGAGGCAAGGAAGAUGACACCGCCGAUGAAGACGAUGAGGACCAUAAAAACAAGCCCAAGCUGGAGGGGUUGGAAGCUAAGGAUGCCUUGAUGUUUCCCUUGACAGCCGGUAUUACCCUGUGUGGCUUGUACCUGGUGAUCAAGUGGUUAGGCGAUGCUGCCAUUCUCAACAAGAUCUUGGGUUACUACUUCUCCCUGAUGGGAGUGUUCUUCGCAGUUGCAUUCCUGAAGGAUUUCCUGUUGAUCGUGCGAUCUUUUAUCUUUCCCCGAUACUACCGCUCUGGAGGAAAGCUUUGGCGAGCGAACCAAGCCGAGCGCGUUUUCCGAGCCGACGACGAAGUCCGGCAUUCACCACUUCCUGGCCUCUUCGGUAGAAUUCCGAUGCCGGCAGGCAUUCGUGUCCUUCUAUGGUCUUCGCGAAAUGCGGCCUACCAGCGGCUCAAACUGCGCGUCCUUGUGCGGGGCAUUAUCGAUGGCAAAGGCCUUGUGGGCCUUCUCGAUCUCCUCAGUGGGAUCGUUGGUAUAGGUACUGUGGGAUACUUCGCCUUUGUCACGAAGCCAUGGUGGCUCACCAACUUCUUUGGAUUCAGCUUCAGUUACGGUGCAGUACAAUUCAUGUCUCCGGUCAGCUUCUGGGUAGGAAGCUGCAUUCUGGGAUCGUUGUUUUUCUAUGAUAUCUAUUUUGUCUUCUUCACGCCCAUCAUGGUCACAGUCGCAACGAAGCUGGACGUGCCGAUCAAGCUCUUGUUUCCGCGACCAGCUGGCCCGAAAGAUGACCCUGGUGUUCAAGCACUGGCGAUGCUGGGUCUCGGCGACAUUGUCGUUCCGGGAAUGAUGGUGGCGCUCGCAUUGCGCUUUGACCUGUUUCUCUACUACCAACGAAAGGGUCAGCAGAAGGCACAUGCUGAAGGAACUGAGUCAAUUGUCAAGCCGGAGUAUCAGCCCGCGACUGGUUUCUGGGGUGAACGGUUUUGGGCACCGACUAUCACGCCUCGCGAGCCCGAAUUCCAGCCUCCUUAUUACGAUGCUCGGUCUUUCCCCAAGACAUACUUCACGGCUGGUAUCAUAGGGUACGUGCUUGGAAUGAUCAGUACUUUGCUGGCCAUGCAGUACUCUGAUCAUGCCCAGCCAGCACUACUCUAUCUGGUCCCCGGUGUCUUGAUUUCCCUUUGGGGCACUGCAUUUUUGAAAGGUGACCUCCGUGCCAUGUCAGAUUUCUCAGACGCAGACGAGGAUGAGGAUGAGGAUGAGGGCAAGGACGAGUCGAAGGAAGGGGGGGAGUCGGCCAAGAAAGCCGAUGAGAAGAACAAGAAUGAAUCGACCCAUGAACACAAGGGUUUGUUCAUGCGUAUCCUCUCUGGGGAUUUCAAUGUUUUCAAAGAUGCACCUAAAGAUUCGUCGUCAAAGGGGGAUUCUAAGGAAGAGACAGAAGAGGCGGCGGAGGACUCUGGAAGGGCUGCUGCGAGCGACGAUUUCAAGCAAACCGACUCCAAGAAAAGCCAAAGCGAAAACAAGAAGAGCAAAAAGAAAAAGAAGGAAGAUUCGGACCUGGUAUUGUUUUCCAUCUCCUUCCCACGCAAGUCCAAGAGCAAGAAGCAGGAAAGCUUUAAUGACAAAUCCUCCGAGGAUGAAGUGGUGUUCAUUCCUGGGGUUGGCGAAUGGGGCGAGGAACCACCAAUGAAAAGACGCCGGGGAACGCCCCGAAAGCAGUCCACGAGUUCUUGA
Penicillium argentinense is the source of this 1917-nucleotide messenger RNA. Its product is annotated as aspartic endopeptidase. NCBI's taxonomy places the organism in Eukaryota, Fungi, Ascomycota, Eurotiomycetes, Eurotiales, Aspergillaceae. Gene Ontology annotation, biological process: membrane protein proteolysis. Bases 1 to 1917 code for a protein of 638 amino acids. The transcript has a single exon. Gene Ontology annotation, molecular function: aspartic endopeptidase activity, intramembrane cleaving. The record is from RefSeq and is a predicted model, not a curated record. Gene Ontology annotation, cellular component: cytoplasmic side of endoplasmic reticulum membrane; lumenal side of endoplasmic reticulum membrane; membrane.